GCGGCGAGAGGAGUGGCGAGGAAAAAGCUCCAUCGGAAGUUCCAAUGGUGGUCCAUGUCAUCUACACGAAGAAAGAUCACGGUGGGAGAGGCAAGAACCUCGUUCGCCUCUCUAGCAGCGCCGUCGCGGCCACCGCGACCGCCUCCGCCUCCUCCGGGGGCCGCUCCCCCUGGCGCACCGGAGCCCACCCGCUCCGUGCCACCUCGCCGCCACCCCCGUCUUCCAUCGCCUCCGCCACGUGCUGGAAGUCCCGCUCGCUGCGCCGCGACGGUGAGGAGGACUGGGAGGAGGUCAUCGCCGCGGGGGCAGGGGCUGCCGCGCCCGACUCCCGCGAGGAGGCGGCGGACGAGUACAAAGUGGUGUUCGGAGCCCCGCCCACGGACGACGAGGUCCGCGCCGCCGUUGCCAGCAUCCAGCAGGUGUUUGAGAACCCUUCUGCUGUGGAUUCUGAUGCGCCUGAGCUACAAGCGCUUGCAUUGCCCGUCUCAGGGCACCCUUCGUCUGGGAUAUUUGUGAAUUAUUUUUCUCCGGAUUCUGAUGCAUCCGAGAUCGGAUUAGAGGAAUGGAUUGAACCUGCUUUGCUUGUUCUUAACUCAAGUGCUCUUUUGACAAGGGAACAUCGGAAUGUGCUGGAUGCAUUCCAACUGUUGCAAGAAGAUUCUUCGGUUCAGAAAAUGGUUAUGGCCUUGUCAACUGAUAAGGCUGUAUGGGAUGCUGUGAUGAACAAUGAGGUCGUACAAGAAUUCAAGAGAUCCUUCCAGGAUGCUAAGGAAACUGAUCUCAAGGGAAGCUCUACUGCUCCUCCCAGAGUGAUGAAGUGGGUUCUGGAAAACACCCAGGCAAAAAUCAAGGAAUUCCUUGAGCAGAUACUUAGGCUCGUGAACGUACUCUUCCAGGCUGAGGACAAGAACUGCGAUUUGUAUGACGAUGUAAUGAGAAUGUCCUUCAUGCUCUCAGUGUUCGUCUUCAUUGUGGUAACUAUAGCUCGUAUACACUGAGCACAACAAUUCGUCGACUUCACAUUUUGGUGGUUUUAGUUGUGUACAGGAUUAGUUCUAGAAUUAGUCCUUUUCGUAUGGUUAGCUAUGAUCAAGGUUGGUGUCAGUCUUAGUUGUCAGGUCCAGAAGUUGCAUUCUCAAAAUUCUUAGUGGAAACUCUAUAUGUUCACCGUGUGGGAUUAUGUCUUAAACAUCUAUAAAAUAUCA
This is a messenger RNA of Phragmites australis (common reed), 1205 nucleotides long. RefSeq lists its product as uncharacterized. Lineage: Eukaryota; Viridiplantae; Streptophyta; Magnoliopsida; Poales; Poaceae. The transcript has 4 exons. The record is from RefSeq and is a predicted model, not a curated record. The coding region runs from base 45 to 998 and encodes 317 amino acids.